AUGGCCAUAUUAAGGGUGCUGAAAAUCGUAUUUUACGGCACUGCGGUUCCGAUUGGGAAGUCAGUAAAACAUACGGCUACCAAUUUAUUUAACGCUUACCACCGUAUAUCACCCUCCGUACGCAAAAACCUUGAGAAUCGAGGCCGAAUUACACGAUCCCCGGAAAAAGUGGCUUCUACCCGCAGACAAGAGACUAUUAGGACCGGUAGAAUUGGCCAAAAUAUUACCGGUAUUGAAUGUAUUUCGGCCGACGGCUGGGUUAUGCAUCCUUGGUUUUUAAUCCGUGGUUCCGAACAAAUGGAAGACUGGUACGACGGCGAUACAGUAAUGACCCUUCUAAUUACCGUUAGACAGACGAUAAAACUGCAAACCAAUAGCUUGAAAGACCACGGGUUUUGA
Molecule: messenger RNA, 399 nt
Organism: Penicillium vulpinum
Lineage: Eukaryota; Fungi; Ascomycota; Eurotiomycetes; Eurotiales; Aspergillaceae
Exons: 4
Coding region: 1-399 (132 amino acids)
Source: RefSeq, a predicted model, not a curated record